GGGCAGCGGCGGCUGCGGACUCGCCAGUCCCGGCAGGAGCGGGUCAGAGUCGCAGCCUGAGCCCGCCAUGGAGCAGCCCAGGAAGGCGGUGGUGGUGACGGGGUUUGGCCCUUUUGGGGAACAUACUGUGAACGCCAGCUGGAUCGCAGUCCAGGAGCUGGAGAAGCUGGGGCUCGGCGACAGCGUGGACCUGCACGUGUAUGAGAUUCCAGUCGAGUACAGGACGGUCCAGAGGCUCAUCCCUGCCCUGUGGGAGAAGCACAGCCCACAGCUCGUGGUGCAUGUGGGGGUGUCGGGCAUGGCGACCGCGGUCACACUGGAGAAGUGUGGGCAUAACAAGGGCUACAAGGGGCUGGACAACUGCCGCUUCUGCCCCGGCUCCCAGUGCUGCGUGGAGGACGGGCCUGAAAGCAUCGACUCCAUCAUCGACAUGGACGCUGUAUGUAAAAGGGUCACCACGCUGGGCUUGGACGUGUCCGUGACCAUCUCCCAAGAUGCCGGCAGGUACCUCUGCGACUUCACCUACUACAUGUCUCUGUACCAGAGUCACGGCCGCUCAGCCUUCGUUCACGUGCCCCCGCUGGGCAAGCCGUACAACGCAGACCAGCUGGGCAGGGCGCUGCGGGCCAUCAUCGAGGAGAUGCUGGACGUCCUGGAGCAGUCAGAAGGCAAAAUCAGCUGUCACCACAAACACUGAGAGCCUCUUAGGCCUCCCAGGACCUCGUCCCACUAGGAACCCCGGGAGGGACGUCUGCCUUCUGGGGCCUGGCCAAGGAGGAUAAGCCUGGCCACUGGGCGUCUGAUUUGGACCAAUAUUCCGACUUACACACCUCCUCUCCCUUCCCCGCAAAAGGGCUGGUCGAUUGGCAAGGGGUGGCUGAAGAUGGUUCCUCUCUUGCCCUUUGCUUCAGGGGACACAGCCGCGAUGGCCGGGAAGCCGGUGGGUCCCAAGCUCCACAGGGAAUCCCCGCCGAGUGGAUUUCUGCUCUUCGGCCCCACAGCUGGGGCUGGGGCCACCUGGUCACCGCCCUGAGCUCUGGCAAAGGGAUUCCGGCGUCCCCUCCACCCGUGACUGGUUUUUCCCAAACUUAAAACCCCCUUGGAAUGUCUUUGCCCUGAUUCAAGGCCCAACAGCCUGGACAGCUCUGGAAAGGGCUGCCUUGGGGUAUGCCUGGCGCUGUUUUCCCCCCUUCUCUCUCUUUCUUAUUCUCUUUUUAAAAAACAAUAGUGCUAGUUUGGGCACGGAGGACUUUAUAUUCGCUUUGGUUAAAACGCGGGCUUUAGCCAACGACAAAGUGUC
Suricata suricatta (meerkat) is the source of this 1300-nucleotide messenger RNA. It is a transcript of the gene PGPEP1, whose product is annotated as pyroglutamyl-peptidase I. Gene Ontology annotation, molecular function: pyroglutamyl-peptidase activity. The record is from RefSeq and is a predicted model, not a curated record. Bases 68 to 697 code for a protein of 209 amino acids. Gene Ontology annotation, biological process: proteolysis. Lineage: Eukaryota; Metazoa; Chordata; Mammalia; Carnivora; Herpestidae. The transcript has 5 exons. Gene Ontology annotation, cellular component: cytosol.